CACACUCCAUACCAGUUGGUGGCGGUAAUGCACCAAUUCGUUGUUUGCCAACCGCCAAUAAACCUCAAAUAGGAAGAAGACAGAAGGUCACCUCAUCUCAGCACCUUGUCAACGAGAAUACCGAGUAGUUCUGUAACUAUUUAAUAACGCAAUGGACAGUUUUGAUAACCUCAGUGCGUCGGAUAAAGCAGAGGCGACGGAGCUUCAGCGUAUGAUCGCGAUAGAGCAGCAGAAAGCGCAGUUCCAGGCCCAGGUGCACACUUUCACUGACGUCUGCUGGGACAAGUGUGUGGACAGUCCGGGCUCCAAGCUGGACUACCGGACAGAGACGUGCCUGGUGAGCUGUGUGGAGCGAUUCAUCGACACCACCCUGUCCAUCACCAACCGCUUCACGCAGAUGGUGCAGAAGGGUUCUCAUUAAUAGUGGACUAUAUAUUCUAACUGGACUACUGUGUAAUGACCUUGAUGCAAUGUUUUUAUUCCCAACAUGUUGAUGGGAGAUUAUGUGUGGAGGACAUUUUUUACUGUUCAUGCUUUCGACGGGGGGUGCUUGAAUGGUCCAAAAUGAGUUCAAAUGGGACAACAGCGUGGUUGUGCUGCAAUUGGCAGCAAGAUGUACCUGUUGGAAUCAAGGAGUCAUGUAGUGUGACAUUAGUAAAGUAACACACUGUGCUCAUGUUCACCAUCCUGUCUGUGAUCCCUCAUGUACUAAACAAAAUGUGGAAUACUGUUGAUCCGAGCGCCCGCUCGCGUCCGUUUCAACAACAGAUCUGGGUUCAGUGACUAGUUUGGAUUUGUCCGUGUCUGUGUUGCUCCAGUAUCAUCAAUCAUUGGGUGGAGAAAGAAUAGAAAGGUGAACUAACAACCACAACAACAUUGGUGAAUAAUAUAUUGCUUUCAAAAUCAUGGUUAAAGAAAUGGCUUAACCACA
Messenger RNA from Etheostoma spectabile (orangethroat darter), 931 nucleotides. RefSeq names its product translocase of inner mitochondrial membrane 8 homolog B (yeast) (gene timm8b). The transcript has 2 exons. The record is from RefSeq and is a predicted model, not a curated record. Bases 152 to 421 code for a protein of 89 amino acids. NCBI's taxonomy places the organism in Eukaryota, Metazoa, Chordata, Actinopteri, Perciformes, Percidae.